AACGGCCAUGUCAACAACCUGUUCAGCUUGCAGGAGCCGCAAAGUGCGUUGCGACGGCGUAAGCCCAGUCUGCGGGCCGUGUUCGAAAGCUCGUCGGCCCAUCGAAUGCGUUUACAUUGACACAACCCCGAGCGAGCCCAAAGGCCCUUUGCUUCAGAAAGGGAACGCAUGCCUUGCCUGCCGGCGAAAGAAGAAGAAAUGCGACGCUAAGCGCCCCUACUGUACGACAUGCAAAGUCAUUGGGAAGCAGCACGAAUGUCUCUAUGAAGAUAACGUUCAGCGUCAUAUAACAGAGGCGCUCAUGGCACGUACCCGGGAACUUGAGACUCGCCUGGCUGUCUACGAGGGUCAGUCUCAGGCAUUGUCUCCAGACACGCCAGGGAAUGUAAUCCAGGCUGACGAUGUCCUCUCAUUAACCCUUCCUCCGUCUUUACAGCUUCCACUUGUACCGGAUGAGAGCGGCAUACUCGACGACGCGUCUCCAGAUAUUAUAUCGAACCUAGGGGCAAUUCAAGGCCCUGACACAUCUGAACACUUCAUACCGUCGAACGGAAGUACUCCGUCUUCUUCAGCCUCUUCCAGUCAUACUCUAGUUUCUUUGCAGGAACUGAGUGACUACCGGGCCACUUUCCUCGCUCACCACUGUCAGCUCGGUGUCAGCUUGACAGAUGCGAAACUGCAGGCCAUCGCCAGCGGUGACAUUUCGGGAACACAUAUCCACCCAGUGCUAGUCUAUGCCGCGCAAGUUAUCGGCUGCUGCUUUUGGCAGCUACAACACCGAAUCACCUUGAACAGCGCAGUGGAGACAACGCAGCUCAAGCUCGUCGAGCGGGCCAUGAUCGACACACCGCCCCCAAUUGCUCGGCUGCAAGUGCACUGCAUCCUGGCAAUUUACUUCCUCCUCAAGCGACAGAUGCGCGAAGGCCGGGAGCAGCUCAUGAAGGCCGCGCAGGUCACCUUGCAUAACAAUCUAAGGUUCGAUACUCACAUGGCCGAGGCCUUUGCUACCCUCGAGCACACCAUCGACGACGCGCAGGAGCAGAUAUGCGCGCUGAGCCAGCUCAUGUACCUCGACAAAGCCUCCACGAUGGUGCUCAACGACCCCUCAUUACUGACCGACGAUUACGAUCGACAAUUCCAGUCCUUACCGUACAUGUUCCCGCACAUGACCAAGAACAACCUAGUCGUCCUGCGUGCCAGGAGCGUCGCGCUCCUCCAGGAAAGUCGUCGGCUCGCAGCGAGAUGGACCGAACUGAUUCUGAACCUGGGGACCUUCGAUCCGCAGGCGACGCUCGACGAGCAGACCAAGUGGUACGAAGACUAUUGGGGCCACCUGGAGGACGUGCUCGAGCACAACUCGACGCUCACCGUGAGCACGCUGAAGUCGAGCUUUGGUGGGCACAGGGAGUUGGAGUUGACGCUCAAGAUGUGCACCAUCAUGUCGCUCACGGCGGCCGCGGAGUUGCACCGACUGUUGGCAAGCCAUCAUCCGGACUCCCGUGCGAAGUGUCUGAGCACUGCUCUUGAGGUCGUCAGCAUCACCAAGGAGUUGCGUGACGAUGACUAUCAUUUCUUGGACCCAAUCUUGGGUACAUGCUGGUCUAUGGUCGCUGCACUGCUCGAGGAACAGCGACCACACGUCGAGGAACAUGCACAGCUGAAGACGUCCUUCAACAUCAUCCUCAAUUCCGCGAGCAAGCUUGGGCUUGCAUUGCCCUACAUGGAACGUUCGUUGGUCAACAUCAACAACGUCGCUCCUGCAUGCGAUGACAGUCAAAUACAGCUUUCUGACCUAUCUAUGUUCAACGCGUGAUAUCACUUUAGACUGCAAUCUUGAAAACCUCGUGAUCGGAUGUCGUUGGUUCACCUGAGUAAUCCAUGUAAGUUAGUAGCUAGAAAUACAUGCCACCAGUCGCCUCCCGAUCUCUGUGUACGGAUGAUCGUGUAA
Messenger RNA from Rhodofomes roseus, 1948 nucleotides. RefSeq lists its product as uncharacterized. Gene Ontology annotation, molecular function: DNA-binding transcription factor activity, RNA polymerase II-specific; zinc ion binding. The coding region runs from base 8 to 1813 and encodes 601 amino acids. The transcript is spliced from 11 exons. The record is from RefSeq and is a predicted model, not a curated record. Gene Ontology annotation, biological process: regulation of DNA-templated transcription. NCBI's taxonomy places the organism in Eukaryota, Fungi, Basidiomycota, Agaricomycetes, Polyporales, Fomitopsidaceae. Gene Ontology annotation, cellular component: nucleus.